AUGGCAUUUAAGAAAGCAAAUUGGUGGAUAAAACAGAGAAAGAAUACAAUAGAUCGCUGGCUUGACGUUAUAAAGUUCUAUAUAACAAAAGCCCAAUUGCGACAGAGGCGUACGCCGCACGAGAGAAGACGACUCGCCGCGCAAAGAGCCAGCAAAAACAUUGAAAAGGAAGAAAGAGAACAAAUAAAGCAAGGACAAGAGCCAUUGAUGGAAAUGAUGAAGCAACUAAUGGAAGAAAUGAAACAACUGAGAGAAGAAAAUAGAGGGGUAAAAAAAGAAUUGCAGACAAUAAAUGGAAUACUGGAAAGAGAAAGAGAAAAAUGGAAACAAAAGGAGAGAAGCUUCGAAGAAAGAAUCAAUAAUUUAGAGAAGAAGGUGGAAAUAAAAGAGAGGCAAGAAAGAAGAAACAAUUUCAUAAUUACGGGUAUGGAAAUAAGGGAAAGAACAGAUGCAAAAGAAGUAGAGGAAUUUUUGAAAAAAGAAAUUGAGGCAGAAAAUAGGGAACAAAAGCAGGGAAAAAGACGGGGAAAAACACGAAAAUCGAAAGAUAAAGUAGAAAACAAAGACGGAAAAUUGCUAUGGGAAUUAAUUGAAGAAAGAGGUUGGGAACUCUUGAAUGGGGUGAAGGAAGGGGACGAGGAAGAGGAAUUUACCUGGAUAGGUAAAAGAGGGGAAUCGGUAAUAGACUACGUAAUAGUAAACGGAUUAGCAGAAGAAGAGGUAGAAACAUUCAAGAUAGGAGAAAGAGUGGACUCCGAUCACGUGCCACUAGAAGUAAAAUAUAUAAAUAAAGAACGGAAGAACAAAAUCACGAUUAGUGAAGACAUACCUAUAAUACAGUGGAAGAAGCAUUUUAUAAAACUGUUGAAUGGAAAGGAAGAGAGAAUUGUAGUGCAAGAUAGUAAAACCGGGAUUGGUGGUAGAGAAAGGGAAGCGGAGAUUCGAGUAGAGGAAGUAGCAAAACAAUUAGGAAAACUGAAAAGGGGAAAAGCACCGGGGAGGGACGGGUUGGUAAACGAAGUGUGGAUAUUUGGGACGGAUGGGAUGAUUGAAAGAUUGAGCGAGUUAAUGAAUGAUGUGUGGACGGGUAAAGGUUUUCCCAGGGGAAUGGAGAGCAGGACAAAUAUGCCCAAUUCAUAA
This is a messenger RNA of Zophobas morio, 1140 nucleotides long. RefSeq names its product trichohyalin-like. The record is from RefSeq and is a predicted model, not a curated record. NCBI's taxonomy places the organism in Eukaryota, Metazoa, Arthropoda, Insecta, Coleoptera, Tenebrionidae. The transcript is spliced from 4 exons. Bases 1 to 1140 code for a protein of 379 amino acids.